This is a messenger RNA of Penicillium cataractarum, 1791 nucleotides long. Its product is annotated as putative DNA polymerase iota. The coding region runs from base 1 to 1791 and encodes 596 amino acids. Gene Ontology annotation, biological process: translesion synthesis. Gene Ontology annotation, molecular function: DNA-directed DNA polymerase activity; damaged DNA binding. The transcript is spliced from 2 exons. NCBI's taxonomy places the organism in Eukaryota, Fungi, Ascomycota, Eurotiomycetes, Eurotiales, Aspergillaceae. The record is from RefSeq and is a predicted model, not a curated record.
AUGGCUGCAGUACCGACGCGUAAUGACCGUCGAGUCAUCCUCCACCUGGAUUAUGACUGUUUCUAUGCCUCAGUAUUCGAGGUAGAGCAGCCAGCACUCAAGUCCCUGCCUCUAGCAGUCCAGCAGAAGCAAAUCGUGGUGACGUGCAACUACGAAGCGCGACGGCGUGGUCUGCACAAGCUCCAGCUCAUCAAGGAUGCGAAACGUAUCUGUCCCGAUGUGGUCAUCGUUCUAGGCGAGGACCUGACCAAGUUUCGCGAUGCAUCUAAAGAUCUGUACUCUUUUGUGCGCGGCUUCAUUUGGGGCGGACGCGUGGAGAGGCUGGGCUUUGAUGAGCUCUCCUUGGAUGUUACGGAGAUGAUUGAUUACAAUGUUCAGUUGUUAAAUUCAAAUGACUUGACGACUGCUUUCUUUCAUUUGGAUCGGAAGGACCCGACCGUUGGAUUUGUGUACGAUGCUUCUCGCUUCCUUGGGGCUACUUAUCCGCCUAUGCAAGAUGGCUCGGUGGUACUGCCUAAGAUAUCAUCGCUGGACAUGAGGCUGCUCCUGGGAUCCCAUCUUAUUGGGUAUCUACGAAGCCGAAUGGAGCUUGAGAAGGGCUUUACUGCUACAGGGGGUGUGUCGACAUCGAAGUUACUGGCCAAGUUGGUCGGCAGCGUACACAAACCCAACAACCAAACUACACUUCUCCCUCCUUACGAAUCCCCUGGCGAUUCCGUUUCCGAGGGCAGCAAUGUCACCCAAUUCAUGGAUGACCACGAGAUUCGAAAGAUUCCGGGUAUCGGAUCACGGCUCGCCCAGAAGUUAAGACUUAAAGUGACUGGUCAAACCACGGGGGAAGAAAAGCUCACCGUUCGAGAUGUUCGCCUAUUCCCUGGAAUGGGGCCGCCAGCUCUAGAAAAGACCCUCAGCGGACCCGGCGCACCAAAGGGAAUCGGGAUGAAGGUCUGGAGCAUCUUGCACGGAGUCGACAAUAUGGACGUGCUCGAAGCACGCGACCUACCUACCCAGAUCAGUAUCGAAGAUACCUACGGGCGCGGUCGGCUUGAUACGAUAGAAAAUGUCCGACGCGAGCUAGAAGUACUAGCGAGAAGUUUGAUCCGACGAAUGAGGACGGAUCUGCUCGACAGAACUGACAGCACUGCGCCUCAGCCUCGGUGGCUGGGCCACCCACGCACCCUGCGCCUGUCAACUCGCCCACGGAACCCUCCAGAGACGGACGGGGCACGGUCAUAUAAUUGGAAUCGCAUUUCCCGGUCGGCGCCACUGCCGAGCUUCGUCUUCCAUGUUGACGAGAACAUCGACGCAAUCGCCGAGCGACUGGUCCAUGAACAUGCGAUGACCAUGUUCCGCAAACUCCACCCCGAAAAGUCCGGAUGGGACCUGCAACUGAUGAAUAUUGCCGUCACUAAUCUAGUGGAGAGUGCUGGGGACCAGAAGCAAAGCAGUGGGCGAGACAUUGGGAAGAUGUUCCGUCAGCAAGAGGCUGUGCUGCGGGACUGGAGGGUACAUGAGCCAGAACCGGAGAAUGGAGAACAGGGUGACAAGGGUCCUGAUACCAAUGAAAGUCGAGGCCAAGACCCUUUGCGCGAAGAAAAAAUGCAGCAGCCUGGUGGUUGUGAUGUGGUUUCAGAUCGGGAGGACGGGGAAUGGCAGGAAGACGACGAGUCCGACGGGUUGUGGCGAGUGAGUCUGGCGAAUGUCGAAUGUUCGCUGUGUGGAGCCUCCAUCCCGCAUUUUGCUCUGUUGGCGCAUGAGACAUUCCAUGCGGCGGAGAACGAGGCCGGAUGA